AUGCCUGCAGCUCUUUCAAUAUGCCUCUUGGCGGCCUUGAGUGCCAACCAUUCUGCGCUGGUUACCCCUAGCUCCUCCGACUAUAACAGCAGUCUCGCCAUCUAUAACCUAAACCUGCCCAUCUAUCCAGCUGCUGUCACAUACCCAAGUAGCACAGAGGAAGUUGCGGCCAUUGUGAAAUGCGCUGCCGAAGGAAACUACAAGGUGCAGGCCAAAAGUGGCGGCCACAGCUACGGCAACUACGGCUGGGGCGGCGAGAGUGGAGAGAUUGUUAUCAACCUGGCCAACCUCGACGGAUAUUCUUACGACGACUCAACUGGCUAUGCUACCGUUGGUGCCGGCUCUCGGCUGGGACCUGUCACCACCGCAUUGUACAACUCUGGAAAACGUGCUAUUGCCCACGGCUCAUGCCCUGAUGUCGGUAUAGGAGGUCACGCCACCAUUGGUGGUGUUGGUCCGACCUCGAGACAGUGGGGAGCAACCAUCGACCACGUUGUAUCCGCCACUGUUGUUCUCGCCAAUGGACGAAUCGCUACCGUAUCAGAGACCGAGAACCCCGAUCUGUUCUGGGCGCUGAAGGGAGCUGGAUUUAGCUAUUUUGUGGUCACAGAAUUCGUUUUCAAAACGGAAGCUGCUCCAGUCGGAGGUGUUUCUUACACAUAUGCUUUUCAAGGCCUCAACGCCAGCGCUCAAUCUCAAGUUUUCAAGGAUUUCCAGACAUUUAUCUCCAAUCCUGACUUGUCCUGGGAACUGUAUAUCAUGAUGGUUGGUCUCCCUGAGGUACUUGAAAUCACUGGUGCCUUCUUCGGCUCCUUGGAUGACUUCAAUGCCCUUGGAUUAGAACAAUCGUUCAGUAUCCCGCCCGCUGCAAACGUCACAGUUAUCCCCAACUGGCUUGAUAUGGUUGCCAUAUGGGCCACCGAGUCCGAGACCGCUGAGGAGCCGGCCUACUUCUACGCCAAGUCUUUGGACAUCCUGCCCGAUGCCCUCCUCUCCAAUGACACCAUUGACUCUAUGUUUGAAUACCUCACUACGACCCCUGACGACGCGUUGACGUACGAGCUCGAAGUGCAAUUAGUGUCCGGCGCUAUGGCAGAAAUUGCUAGCAACGCUACGGCUUUCCCACACCGUGAUGUCUUGUACUGGAUCUUCGCUUAUGCAUCGACGAAUGGUACAGUUUCUGAAACCACGAUCGACUUUCUGGAUGGUUUCAACAAUGUCAUUUACGAUGCAUUCCCCAACGAGACUUUCUAUGCCUAUGCUGGCUACGUUGAUCCUCUCCUUACGAAUGGACCGGAGCUGUACUGGGCUGACAAUUUGCCCAGGUUGGAAGAGAUUAAGAAAGAGUGGGAUCCUCGUGAUGUAUUCCACAACCCUCAAACUGUCCCCGUUGGAGAAGGAUCUUCAGGAGAAUGUUGA
Talaromyces atroroseus is the source of this 1419-nucleotide messenger RNA. RefSeq lists its product as hypothetical. Bases 1 to 1419 code for a protein of 472 amino acids. The transcript is spliced from 2 exons. Lineage: Eukaryota; Fungi; Ascomycota; Eurotiomycetes; Eurotiales; Trichocomaceae. Gene Ontology annotation, molecular function: FAD binding; oxidoreductase activity. The record is from RefSeq and is a predicted model, not a curated record.